AAGGUCUUCACUGAUCCUUCGAAUCUUCAGCGACAUAUUCGGUCACAGCACAGCGGAGCCCGAUCACACGCCUGCACCGAGUGUGGAAAAACAUUCGCGACUUCCAGCGGACUCAAACAGCACACGCACAUCCAUUCAAGCGUGAAACCAUUUCGAUGCGGAGUCUGCCAUAAAGCGUACACCCAGUUUUCAAAUUUGUGUCGACACAAACGCAUGCACUCGACCUGCCGGACCCCGAUCGCAUGCAAGAAGUGCGGCCAGAAUUUCUCCACGACCGCCUCGUUAACUAAACAUCGCAGAUUCUGCGAGACGCCCGCGUCGACACCUGAAGGAUAUUCCGCCGACAAGCUGUCUUUCAACGACGUGGCUUUGAAUAACAACGAUUCGCUACCGUUUCUGGAGAAGAAUCCGCUAGGACCUUUUCUCCCGAAUCUGGCGAAUUUCCUGCCGGUCUUCUCGAACUUCAAGCAAGAGAACCUCCAGGAUCUCGUGUACAAGCUCAGCGCUAGAGAACACACCGACGAAAACGACAGAAAACCUUCGGACUUUCUGAACGAGUUGAACAAGCAGAUCGCCCAACGGAGUCGUCAGGUAGACGAAUUCAAGAGCGCUUCGGACCUCGCAGCGGCGCACGAGGAAAAUCAGCAGAAAUCCGGCGAGCGCUCGGUGUCUGAAAACUCCGGCGAAGACUCGGACGCUGACGACGAGCACGAAGACGACGAGGAGAUCACCGAGGACGAAGACAUGGAGUUCUCGGCAGUACACAGUUCUCCCAGGAGACCAAUCUAUGAUAACUAUCGGCAAUCUUCCCCGAAGCCGGCGGCAGUGUGGCCAGAGAGCUUGCUCAACGGCUCGAGCAUGAUGGGCACCCUGGAAGCCCUAAAGAAAAGACCCACAGAAGCCGAUAAGGCGAUGGCUCUCAUGACGUCGAGUCAGGCGGAAAAUUUCGAAGCCGCCCGAGGCUCAGCCAACUUGGACAAGGACGAUCAACCUCUCGACCUGCGCGUUUCACACAAACGAGACUCCUCCGCCAGUCCGCCUCCGUCGGACCGACCCGGCUCGAGCCACAGCUCCGCCGAAGGUGAAAGUGUCGCGGACCACGAAUCCGUCGUAGACAAAUCAGAAGGUUCCGCCAACACGACCAGAGCUCUGACACCGCCCUCGGCAGCCAAGGGAUCCGCGAGUCAGGCCUCGCCGAACCAAUCCUUGCAUCCACUGCUGUACGAUCAACUCGGCAUGUUCAAUCGGCUCCCCGGAGAUAAGUCGCUGUCUCUGUUCCCGCAGAUCGACUCGAGUCUGAUGUCGAAUUCUCGGCUGGGGUCGAGUCUGUUCCCCUUCUUGCAAAAUCUUAAUUUGGUGCGCGCUCAAAUGGCCCAAAUAGGCGCGAGUCACUCGACCAGCCCAACACCUCAGAACGGAGGGGUAAAUGGUAACGGUGUCGGCGGAGGAGCUGUUGGUAACAAUCUCGAAGCUACUCAACGGGGUCGAAGUCCUGCUACUGUUGGCCAUACAAAGGUUAGCAAAGAGCGGUACUCGUGUAAGUUCUGCGGAAAGCAAUUCCCCCGGAGCGCGAACCUCACGCGCCACUUACGUACCCAUACCGGUGAGCAGCCCUACAAGUGCAAGUAUUGUGAGAGAUCGUUCAGUAUCUCAUCGAACCUUCAACGACACGUCAGGAAUAUUCAUAACAAGGAGAAACCUUUCAAGUGCUCCCUUUGCGACCGCUGUUUCGGCCAACAGACGAAUUUGGACCGACAUCUAAAGAAGCACGAAUCCGAGCAUACCCCUCCUUCAAUGAUCGGAAUGAAGUCCCCGCUCAAAGGAAGUCUCCAAGGUCCACUGGCUGCGAAUUUCGAUGAAAUUAGGAACUUCAUCGGCAAGGUCAUACCGGGACAGCCCAUGGAUAUGCAUAAACUAAUCGCUUUGGCCGCGGCUCAGAACGUCGACCGCCAAAAUCGCAGUGGGCAUGGCUCGGAUCUCGACGACUCGGAAAUGAUGGAAGACGAAGAUGACGAGGAGAUCGAUGUGGCCGAUGAACACAUCACCUCAGACAACACUCCGAUCACAGAAGACAAGACCGAGCUGCCAUCGAGUCCAGGUACUCCCGUCAAAGGAUCGAAGAAGAUCUGGUUCCCCAUUUCGAAGCAAGACGCCAGUCCACCUCGGGGAGAACGGGAACCACAAACGCAGGUUCCGGAUUCGCCGUCAAAUGUGAUGUAG
This is a messenger RNA of Galendromus occidentalis (western predatory mite), 2220 nucleotides long. Its product is annotated as transcription factor hamlet. Gene Ontology annotation, biological process: regulation of gene expression. Lineage: Eukaryota; Metazoa; Arthropoda; Arachnida; Mesostigmata; Phytoseiidae. The record is from RefSeq and is a predicted model, not a curated record. The transcript is spliced from 5 exons. Bases 214 to 2220 code for a protein of 668 amino acids. Gene Ontology annotation, cellular component: nucleus.